This is a messenger RNA of Macrosiphum euphorbiae (potato aphid), 390 nucleotides long. The record is from the annotation of a GenBank genome assembly. NCBI's taxonomy places the organism in Eukaryota, Metazoa, Arthropoda, Insecta, Hemiptera, Aphididae.
AUGCCACCAACCGAAGCCGCUGUAAUGCAGCUGGAAGUACGGCUAAUGAACUUAACAAUUUUGGUCGGAAUCUUUUUGGUAUUGGUUGUAUACACUGGAUUCUACGCGUUCAUCUAUAAGUCAUCAGAUUGUGUUCGACGUUCGGAAGGAGACAAAAAAGCCACAGAGGUCAACAAAAACGGCAUCGACCCAUGUGGCUGCCGUCGUUGGUUUCAACCGUUCUGCAACCUUAACGCCGAUCCCGACGAUUUGCAGUCGACCGAGUGGUUAGGUGAUUGGAGUUCGGUUUGCAGCUCAGCUUCGAGUAUCUCUGCAGACGACGAGUCUGGAGUAAUCUUAAAUAGAAAUUAUUUAGAAGUACCGCCGCAGGAAACCACCCGACUACUGUGA